CACGACACGUACGCAGAUUUGGUACGUCAAAGUAGUGCAGUACCGUCAGCAUCAACGCUUCAACGCAUGACCGGCAGCAGUGUGUUGGUGUUGCCACUGAAUCGAUUCGAUGAUCAACCAGAAACGUUCAAUGAAACACUUCACCUUAAAACUUAUAUUGAUGCAAUUAAAACGAUCACCGCUUACUUGCUUGAGUUGUCAACUGUUUAA
This is a messenger RNA of Anisakis simplex (herring worm), 210 nucleotides long. NCBI's taxonomy places the organism in Eukaryota, Metazoa, Nematoda, Chromadorea, Rhabditida, Anisakidae. The record is from the annotation of a GenBank genome assembly.